Messenger RNA from Alternaria viburni, 1320 nucleotides. RefSeq lists its product as uncharacterized. NCBI's taxonomy places the organism in Eukaryota, Fungi, Ascomycota, Dothideomycetes, Pleosporales, Pleosporaceae. The transcript is spliced from 3 exons. The record is from RefSeq and is a predicted model, not a curated record. The coding region runs from base 1 to 1320 and encodes 439 amino acids.
AUGUUCUUCUUUUUCUUCGGUGCGGUCUUCGCCGCUGUCGUCCCUCCUUUCGUCACCUCUGCCGCAUCCGCCAUCUUUGCCACACCUGCCCCCCGUUCCGAACCCCUCUGUGCGCCUCUCGGUGACAGCACUGCCCCGGAGCCAUCCUCCAACGCUCUCUCGGCUUUCACAGAUGACGAGAAGUACGACGAGUUGGCCUUGACGGCCCCAAUUCCUGCCGGCUACACUGCCACCAUGAAGAACGCAAACUGUGCCUUCUCGUCCAACAGGUACAUGCUGUACGUUCAACUGGACUCAUACAGCCCGGAGGCUUGCGCCGAACUCUGCAACAACCAUGAAGGCUGCGACUCCUUCAACAUCUACAUCCAGCGCAGCCCGUCACAGAUUCCCGGACCUGCUUGCCCCAAUCCUGCUCCCAUUGCCGUCGCCCAAUGUGCCCUCUACUCCCUGCCGGAGGAUGCAUCUUCUUGCACAAACUUCGGUCAGCACAUUGGCCCCGCCGAUGCCAACGGUGAGGCCUUCAAAACUGCUAUGCGCAGCUCCAACGCAUACAACAAGAUCGCCGUCAAGCAAGUCACCGUGACUGUCACCACUACCCACCACAUGCACACGACCUUCACCAGGCUUGUCUCACGGAGUGAUAUUUCACGGAGGGAUAUCGCCACUACUAUUGACAAUGGUGAUCGAACAAUCAACAUGACUACUACUGUCACACACACUCGUUCUGCAAAGUCCAAGUCUGUGGCUGUUGGAACCCCGGCUGGUGUUGUCACUGUCACUCAGUCGGCAAAUCCUGCGUCUUACGUUGGUACGGUCACUGUUACCCGUUCGGCAAACCCGACUGCACAUGCUGGCACUACAACCGUUACUCGGACCAGGUCAACUCCCACUGCUCACGCCGGCACUGUCACUGUUACCAGGUCCCAGAGCGCAGGCGCAACGCCCUCCCAGUUCCAGUCCGUCAUCUACACAACCGUCACAUCCUACUACGACAAGCGCGCCGAGCCGUAUAUUGCGCCUGCUGAUUACGUCACUGUCACUGUGGAAGGAGAACCUACAUACGUUGACACUACGACCACGACCAUCAUUAACACGUCUGGCGUAGUGACCGUAACUACCACUAUCCCCAACACCCUACCCGCAGAGACCACGACCAUCACCAUUGAUGACGCUGAGACAACUACCUACCCUGGCAAGCGCACCCUGGGCCCUGCUGUCAGGGCUGAGGCAAUGAGCACUUUCACGAUUGACGAGAACUACGUGUACACUGGUCCUACGGAUGUGCCUAUGAAGACCUAUACUAUCUACCCAGACCACUAG